This is a messenger RNA of Trichechus manatus latirostris (Florida manatee), 4246 nucleotides long. It is a transcript of the gene ZNF7, whose product is annotated as zinc finger protein 7. The record is from RefSeq and is a predicted model, not a curated record. NCBI's taxonomy places the organism in Eukaryota, Metazoa, Chordata, Mammalia, Sirenia, Trichechidae. Bases 259 to 2409 code for a protein of 716 amino acids. Gene Ontology annotation, molecular function: DNA-binding transcription repressor activity, RNA polymerase II-specific. Gene Ontology annotation, biological process: negative regulation of transcription by RNA polymerase II. The transcript is spliced from 3 exons.
UAAGGGCCUCCACCUCCACCCUGCUUGGGCACCCACCCUUCCCUGCUGGGCCCUCAUCCAGGCAUGCCCUUUCUCUUCCCACGUGCAAAGUAGACAAACUCCUGCCCAGACCUGGGCCCAACUGAGGCUCUGUGGUGGUGGUGGGGGAUGGAUGUAUGUGCCAUUGCCAUGGUCUGGGUCUUUACCCUUCUCUCAGGCUGCCCCUCCCCCGGGUCUUAGAGCCAAAGGGGCUGUGGUGACCACCUGCCCAACCCCGUGAUGCACCUGCCAGAGACCAGCCAUGAGGCGGUUCCAGGGUGGGCUGGCACCCAGGUCUCCCUGGGCCGCUGGUGUGUGUGCUUUCAGGAAGCAGUGACAUUUGGCGAUGUGGCUGUGCACUUCUCACGGGAGGAGUGGCAGUGUCUGGAUCCGGGCCAGAGAGCCCUCUACAGGGAGGUGAUGCUGGAGAACCACAGCAGUGUGGCCGGACUCGCAGGAGUCCUGGUCUUCAAGCCUGAGCUUAUCUCCCGCCUGGAGCAGGGGCAGGAGCCAUGGGUGCUGGACCUGCAGGCAUCGGAGGGCAGAGAGACAUCAAAGACCUCCCAGAUAGAUUCUACUAUCAGGACUGAUAACGAACAGGCUUAUGAAGAAAUGGAUAUUCUAAAAUCAGAAUUAAAUGGAAUGAGGAUCAAAAUCCCCCCACAGGAUUUUUCUCUGAGUCCUGGCUUUGCAGACACUUCUGAUUCUGAGGUCUUGCUAGAGAAUAAUCAGAGCAGUUCUCCUAGGCUGACGGUGAUGAACUCCCUCUUCCAGAAAAACCGUUUAAAUAAAGGGACUGUGAUGCUUAAGAAGACCUUCACCCAGAACUCCCAGGAAUGUAAUGAGGUGAGGAGCACUGGCAGCCUGGACUGUAAACUUAGUGAGAAUCAGAGAGAUACUGCCGAAGAGACAGCAGAGAGAUGUGAUGGGUGUGGCAGAAGUUUCAGAUCCAUUUCAGACAUUGCUGUAUGUUGGGAAGUUAAUAAGCAAAAGAAACUUAAUAAAUGUCAGGAGUGCCAAAAAAAAUUAUCUCACUGCUUCCAGGGGAAACAUCAAAGUAAUUGCCAAGAAGAGAAACCAUACGAAUGUGAGGAAUGUGGAAAAGUCUUCAGGUUGUGUUCACAGCUUAAUCAGCAUCAGAGAAUCCACACUGGAGAGAAACCAUUUAAGUGCACUGACUGUGGGAAAGCCUUCCGCCUGAGCUCCAAACUUAUUCAACAUCAAAGAGUUCACACUGGAGAGAAACCCUAUAGGUGUGAGGAGUGUGGAAAAGCUUUUGGUCAGAGCUCAAGCCUCAUUCACCAUCAGAGAAUUCAUACAGGAGAGAGGCCCUAUGGUUGUCGUGAGUGUGGGAAAGCCUUCAGUCAGCAGUCCCAGCUGAUCAGACACCAGAGGACUCACACUGGAGAGAGGCCCUACACGUGUAAGGAAUGUGGGAAGGCCUUCAGUCAGAGCUCAACUCUAGCUCAGCAUCAGAGAAUGCACACUGGGGAGAAAUCGCAAAUGUCGAGAACCGCAGAUAACCCAAGCCUUGCCCCACAUCAAAGAAUUCACACUGUAGAGAAACCAUUUAAAUGUGAUGAGUGUGGGAAAGCUUUUAGAUGGAUCUCUCGACUUAGUCAGCAUCAGUUAAUCCACACUGGAGAAAAACCUUAUAAAUGUAACAAAUGCACAAAAGCCUUUGGUUGUAGCUCACGGCUUAUUCGCCAUCAGCGAACUCACACUGGAGAAAAGCCAUUUAAGUGUGACGAGUGUGGGAAGGGCUUUGUCCAGGGCUCACACCUUAUUCAGCAUCAGAGAAUUCACACCGGAGAGAAACCUUAUGCAUGCAAUGACUGUGGCAAAGCCUUUAGUCAGAGCUCAAGCCUUAUUUACCACCAGAGAAUCCAUAAGGGAGAGAAACCCUAUGAAUGCCUUGAAUGUGGAAAAGCGUUCAGUAUGAGCACACAACUUACGAUCCAUCAAAGGAUUCACACCGGAGAGAGACCCUACAAGUGUAAUGAAUGUGGGAAAGCCUUCAGUCAAAAUUCAACCCUUUUCCAACACCAGAUAAUUCAUGCUGGAGUGAAGCCAUAUGAAUGUAGUGAAUGUGGGAAAGCAUUUAGUCGCAGUUCAUAUCUUAUUGAACACCAGAGAAUUCACACAAGAGCCCAAUGGUAUUAUGAAUAUGGGCAUGCCCUGGAAAGUUCGUUUGUGAGCCGUAAAAAAGUUAAUACUAUAAAGAAACUACAUAAAUGUAAUGAAUGUGAGAAAAUAUUCAGGUGGCGCUCACACCUAAUUAUACACCAGAGAAUUCACACCGGAGAGAAACCUUAUAAGUGUAAUGAGUGUGGGAAAGCUUUUAAUCGGAGCUCAAGACUUACUCAUCAUCAGAAAAGUCAUAUGGGGUAGACCAUUUACAUUUAUAAAUGUGAAUAAACCUACAGCCUUAACUCACUUAUUUUAUAUGGGGUUAUUUAUACUGUCGGAAAUUUAGAAUGUUGGGAAAGAUUUAAUUGCUCUCAAGAAAGAGAACAUCCAAAUGGAUACAAAAUGUAUGUUACCUGCUGGUAUGUUUGACCUUAUUCCAUUCAGUAAAGCCUUUGUCCCUCACAUUCAAGGUGCACAUCUGUAGAGUUUUGAGUUCACAAAUGACUCCAGGUCCCUGAGUAUGGAAAGGCUGUGUAUGAAACACCAUUUGAGCUCUGCCAAACUGAGUAGGUUAAAAAAAAGUUAAAACGUUUUCCCUUUAGGAUCAGUUACUCAAACUUUUUUAAGCAAUAAGGAAAUUUAUUAACUCUCAUAAGACAAAGUCCAGAAGAACACUACCUAGACUUCCCUUCUCCGAACUUCUUCACUUGACUCUUUUUCUUUAAAACUCACCCCACAUUGGAGCAACCCAGGGAUCCAGCCCCUUCCUCUUCAGAGGCAGGGCUGGGCUGGCAAAGUACCCGUUGCCUAUGUGGGUGUCAUUCACAGAGUACAGAUUUUGUGCCAGCACUCCAAAAACAGCCCUGGUGUCAUGACAAAGGUUUCUGAAGUCACACCUGGGAUUCCGGGAUUUACUGUGUGACCCUGAGACAUCACUUGCCCUCCCUGAAAUUCAGAGCCUAUUCCCUUAACUGAAAAUAUGCAGCUUUAUAGUUGCAAGGAUUAAACAAUGCACAAGAACACCUCACUGUGCCUGGCAGAGAGUAAGCGGUAGCAUGAAUAUGCAACCCCUCGCAUCCCACUCUCACACCUACUUGGCCAACAAGCCCAGAGCCAAGACCUCUCAAACCAGCAUUUCCAGCCAUGCCCCACCUUGCAGACAACAACCGUGUGGGCUGGAUGACCUGUCUAGCAUUGGCCCACCUCUCCACAGAAGACGCCACCCAGAAGUUAGGAUAUGUAUUGUUGAUGGCUGCAUAACAAAUGAUCUCAAAACACCUUAAAACAACAAACUGUCAAGAACUGAAGGGUCUGAGAUUUUACCCUUUCUGCGUGCUAACAAGUUAACGGAUGUGGCAAAGAAUAACCAGAUUCCUCACAGCAGAAGCCGUUGUCAGGUGUUAAUGUAACAGCAAUUUCCAUCACGCCCAGUGAGUCCCAUGAUGUUGUGCACACAGUGUAGGUGUCACAGUUGGGAGCACUGAGCUCUGGAACUUGCAGCUUUUACAGUUAGUGGGAGGCAAACUACUCUGUCCUAGGGAGACAUCACCUCAUUCCUUGAGGUUGCUUACUGCCAGCACAACCUUGAAAGAUGGCCCAGGUGAAGAGUGGCCAGACUAUACAACAAGAACAUGCAGGCAAGCUUGGACCCAUGGUGGAUCGCCUCUCCCAGCAGCCUACCCCUCAGCCUGGCACAUUCUUCGAUGAAUUCGAAUUUUCACGAGUCUGCCCUCCAUCGGCCACUCAUGUUUACCUGACUAGUCUGAGGGUCUUGGACCAAAUGCAUUCCAUUUGUCUAACACAGCAUUUAAUGAAGGCUACUAUCCCCAGGAUGAGGCCAUCCUCCAGGACUGACCUUAACCCUGCCCCUGGAUCCUGGGCUUCCCAACUAUGAACAAGUCCAGGGGACUAGUAGGUCUUAGAUAGCUAGGAUGUAGCCUAAGGUCAGUGUAUUCUACACUAUGACUCACACAAGAUCUUUGAGUCAUUGCCAAUAAUUGUGUGCCAUUGAAUUGAUUCUGACACACAGCAACCCUAUCUAUAUGUAGAACUGUCCCACAAGGUUUCCUAGGCUUUAAUCUUUAUGGUGGAGCCCUGG